UGGCUGUGUCCUCUCUUCCCACCGGCCUCAGAGCCAGCUCUGGGUGUGCCGAGAUGGGGCUGCCCGGGCCAGGGCUGUGUCUGAAGAGGUUCUGGGUCCUCUUGCAGGUGGUGGUGCACGUGGCCGUGGGCAAAGUGUGCCUGAUACUGUUUCCAGAGAGAGUCAAGCAACACAUCUUGGCCAUGAACAAGAAGAACCCCCACUUUUCUUAUGACAACUGGGCCCCGACCUUCUACAGCAUGCAGUAUUUCUGGUUUGUUCUGAAGGUCCGAUGGCAGCGACUAGAGGACAGGACAGAGCCCGGGGGCCUGGCACCCAACUGUCCCGUAGUCCAGCUCUCAGGACAGAGAUGCAACAUCUGGGACUUCAUGCAUGGCAACCGGCCACUGGUGCUAAAUUUUGGAAGUUGUACCUGACCUUCGUUUCUUUUCAAACUUGACCAGUUCAAGAGACUUAUUGAAGACUUUUGCUCCAUGGCAGACUUCCUCAUCAUCUACAUCGAGGAAGCACACGCAUCAGAUGGCUGGGCUUUUAAGAACAACGUGAACAUCAGGACUCACCGGAAUCUCCAGGACCGCCUGAGGGCCGCCCGCUUGCUGCUGGACAGGAACCCCCAGUGCCCUGUGGUGGUGGACACAAUGGAGAACCAGAGUAGCCAGCGCUACGCAGCGCUGCCUGAGCGGCUCUACGUGCUCUGGGAGGGCAGGAUCCUCUACAAGGGGAAAUCGGGCCCUUGGAACUACCAUCCAGAGGAAGUUCGUGCUGUUCUGGAAAAGUUCCACAUCGAGUCUGGAAAGAUCCCCCAGUGCUAGGUGAUCAACAGGAGGGCUCCUCAAGUUCUGGGGUCUCCUCCCAGCCUAGGUGGCUUUCACCUCUGGACUCAUGUCCCCUGCUGGUCAGAUUGGUCUCAUCUAACCAAACAGUUGUAAUCAGAAAACAAAGCAGCAAGUAAGCAGAAUGUUAAAAUACCCCCCCCAAUGCUGUCCCCACGGAGACCACAUUCAUCGCAUGACAUCCCCACGUGAGAGAGGCCCCACUCCACAGGCAGCCUACCGAGGCGUGGCAUCUCUCUCCAGCCACUCUGACACCAAGCGGUCAGAAUCGGCGGUCCUUAUGUGAGGCAGACUCAUUUUCCCCAGUUUGCCAUUUAUGGACUUGAUCAUCUCAGACACUAAAUUGGCUUUUAGAACCAAGCAUGGGGAGAGCAUGCUGGUUGUUUAGAGAGAGAGAGAGAGAGAGAUGAGGAAUUGAAAGCCGUUGUUCUUUUAAGCAGAAGCUCACACUGGAAAUGGUUUCUCUGAUGUCUUUGCAAGUCUCCUAACGGUCAUUUGUGUUCGAUUACAUCAGACUAAUGGAUCGCCAUUGCUAUUCAUCUGUUUUAACUCUGCUUCUUUUCAUAUUUGUCUAUGACGGCCACAGCCUAAAGUACACACAGCUGUGACUUGAUUUGAAAGAAAAUGUUUUAAGAGGCAGCAAGCUAAUACAGAGUGAUUAAACUAUCUCAGGCCGUUUGA
Molecule: messenger RNA, 1514 nt
Organism: Mustela lutreola (European mink)
Lineage: Eukaryota; Metazoa; Chordata; Mammalia; Carnivora; Mustelidae
Gene: DIO1
Product: iodothyronine deiodinase 1
Exons: 4
Molecular function (GO): thyroxine 5'-deiodinase activity
Source: RefSeq, a predicted model, not a curated record